Molecule: messenger RNA, 477 nt
Organism: Sycon ciliatum
Lineage: Eukaryota; Metazoa; Porifera; Calcarea; Leucosolenida; Sycettidae
Exons: 1
Coding region: 1-477 (158 amino acids)
Source: RefSeq, a predicted model, not a curated record
AUGGCUGGAACGUAUUACGGGCACACUGGAGGUGGAUCCAAUUUCAUCUGUUUGCCAAUGCAUCCGCAAUAUGACAAAUACAGGAGUGGAGUCCAGGGUCAAAGCUACCUAUAUGGUUCAGAGUUGCAGACCGAUACUGGUUACUUCGCACCGUUUGGUGGCCUUUUCAAUCAGAACCCUUCCUGUGCUGUAUGUCACGUGACGGGAAGAUCAUCCCAGAUCAUGAUUCCUGGUCACAUGACCUGUCCGCCAUCAUGGAGUCGGGAAUACCAUGGUUACCUGAUGAGCACGCACAUAUCCAACAAGGGUCGUAAGGAGUUUAUCUGUGUUGAUGGCAAUCCUGAUGUGUUGCGUGGUCAGAGUGCAGACAUUGAUGGAGCUUCGCUGUACUUUGUAGAGGUCAAGUGUGGCGUUGGACUGGACUGUCCACCAUUCGAGGCAGUGAAGGAAUUGACAUGUGUGGUUUGUUCUAGGUAA